GCUCGUAUGUCAUCCGUGACUUUGUCAUAGUAAUUAUGGUAAACAUCACAAACGAACAAUAAUGCAUAUUACAACAAAUGAUUACUUCGUGCCAAAAGCUUUCAUUCUCAAUACAUUUUACGGCGAAAAGACUUGUUUCUGUUGGAACGAGAACAAGCUUGUAAUAUUUCCAUACGCGAACAAUGAUUUCGUUCAUCUUGACGUUUUGACAGCUCCGGCAUCGAUAAAAAACAUACAGUGUUUCGAAGGUAGAGCUUUUCUAAUUUGUUCCCCACGAGGAAUAUAUAAAGUUUCGAAAGACCGGGAAUUCGCAAUUUUAAGUAAGAAUGCAAUUGGAGUAGGUACUGUCUUUUACGAAGUAUUGAAACCAAGGAAUGAGUAUCUCUAUUUAGAUAAUAAACAAAAAAUGACAAGUAAAGUAUUGCUUCAAAUUUCUUCAGAGGAAAGCGAUUCGAUCAACUUAUGCUGCGUUUAUCCCAUGGAUACAAAAAAUACUACAGAACAGUUUAUAAGUACCAUAACAAAUAAGGAUUCUACUGUAAAAAAUUUAUGCAUAAUUGCAAUUGGAAAAAGAGUUCUAACGUUAGUAAAUGAAACUGUAGAAAUUAUAUAUAGUAGUAUUUAUUCUAUUAGGGAUAUUAUACCGGUACAAACAAAUUCUAAGGUCGCUGGAUUACUUUUCAUCACUAGUAUGGAUAUUAUUGUUAUGCAUUCAAAAGAUAAUAAACUUACUUUUGAAACAAUUUUUUUGGGAAUAACCUUACAAGCCGUUUGUGCUAAUUUUAGCCAAUUGUCCAAAGAUACGUUAUUGCUUGUUUAUUCGGACAAAUCUAAAUUAUAUUAUGGAAAAAAACGAUUAUUAGUCGAUAACAUUCAACGAAUGAGCAUUCAAGGUGAAAGCUUUAUUUGCCUGCAAUGUUACGAUUCGAAAACAAUGGUAGGGUUGACCACGGAUAAACAACUAAUAGAGUUUUCUAUAGAUACAGUGGAAAGAACAUUAUCCACUGAAAAUGAUACUCUUAUCAACCUUCAUUCUGACAUGUUAAAAGGCACUAAUCUUAUAAUGGAUAAGAUUUAUAAAGGAACUCAAGAACUACAUAGAUUAAAUCAAGUAUUAAUAACGGAAGAAGAUAAAUUAAGAAGAAUAAGUUUAUAUGCUCAUGGGCAUAGAGUUCAAUUUUGUCCAAAACUAUUGAUACAUAGGAUAGCUAAUAGAUCAUUCCUGUCUGCAAAUUUUGAUGAUGUACUACCAAAGAAUAGUUGGAUUGUUCUUAAUUUAAAAUCAGAAUGCCAAAAUAUAUAUUGUAUAAAAAAAGUAGUAGAGCAGGAGACUACAGUUGAUAUGUACAUACCCGAAGGCGACACAGUAAAUUUCUUGCAAGUUACAAUGGAUUUAAUUGCUUUUAAAGAGGAAGCAUAUCCCUGGUGUCUCAUAAAGAAUUAUAUAGCUCCUAAAAAAAAUACGAAGAGAAAAACAAGAUCAGCCAAGACAGAUUUUGUAAAUUCUAAAAUUGAAAUGAUCGAAAGUAUGAUAAAAGAACGGAACAUCGAUAUGAAAAAAUUAUCUGAAAUUAAAAAAAGUGUAAGAAGACAAUUUAAUUAGCAAAGCAUAAAAUUUACGUUGGACGCUUGCGACGAAGGAAUCCCCGUUUUAACACGUUGAUUGCCAGUCCAAAACUGGCUUCGCUAAAAUUUAUUUUCUUUCGCGAUUCAAUUUGAGAAUUAAUUGUUUUAAUGCCACUAUUAAAAGUUCUGUC
Colletes gigas is the source of this 1757-nucleotide messenger RNA. RefSeq lists its product as uncharacterized. The coding region runs from base 62 to 1603 and encodes 513 amino acids. The transcript has a single exon. The record is from RefSeq and is a predicted model, not a curated record. Lineage: Eukaryota; Metazoa; Arthropoda; Insecta; Hymenoptera; Colletidae.